AUGGCAUUUCGACAUACAUGGAGAUUGUUAUCGAAAAAUAUUAUUCCAGCUAUGUCCGUAGGAAUAGUGUUCGCACGUUCUGACGAAAAAAAAGAUACAGAAGAUGAAAAGAUAGUCAAAGUUCAAAUGCCUAAUUUUGAUAAAUUAAAUUAUGAUUUUAUGAUUAAACAAUCGGCUGUUGAAGUUGUAAAUAGUGCUUCCCAAGCUCUAACAAUAGCUUACACCGCUAUUGAAAGCACAAGCCGGGAAUACAGAUUAUUAUUAUCAAAAUUAAUGAGUCUUAUAGAAGAAACUCUAAUUUAUGAAGUAUCUGAUGAACAUGAGGACUUGAUAAUUGCUGUUAGAUCAGAUGUUAAUAACAAGAAAAAAAUUUUAAACGAUUUAUUAAUAUACAUGGAUUAUGUACAAAGAAUGGUUGAAGCAGCAUCAGUAGUGAGUAAUUCAGCAGGAAUGGAAAACUUAGCGAUGACUCUGUGUGAAAGAAUGGAUGAUGCUCUUAAACACAAAGACCGAGAAAUUCACGAUAACAACCUCUUAGAGAAACAUAAAUUAAUCAACAUAUCAUUUUUAAUAGAUUUAUAA
This is a messenger RNA of Cotesia congregata, 582 nucleotides long. The record is from the annotation of a GenBank genome assembly. NCBI's taxonomy places the organism in Eukaryota, Metazoa, Arthropoda, Insecta, Hymenoptera, Braconidae.